This is a messenger RNA of Harpegnathos saltator (Jerdon's jumping ant), 11467 nucleotides long. It is a transcript of the gene PHRF1, whose product is annotated as PHD and ring finger domains 1. The record is from RefSeq and is a predicted model, not a curated record. NCBI's taxonomy places the organism in Eukaryota, Metazoa, Arthropoda, Insecta, Hymenoptera, Formicidae. The coding region runs from base 939 to 9248 and encodes 2769 amino acids. The transcript has 14 exons.
CCUACACGCGACGUGAGUUAUCCGUAUUGUUUUUACACGCGGUUGAUGCGGUUUGCGAAACGCCAGCGUGCCACGCUGCUGCCUGUUCGCACUGCAAUUUCGCGAAAUUGGAAUUUUGCGAAUGCAAGCAGAAAUUUUCGGCGAUAGUGGCGGCGUUGCGAUCGGCUGCGUCAGUGAAACGGGAAAUAGCGCAAUGUCGCCUCGGCGGCACGAAACACGGCGUCCACGAUCCAAGAUGUCCGCAGUCCGGCGAUAGAACGCGUAUAUCUUCCGGGGGGUGUCAACAGAGAAAUCGCGAAAUAUUCUUGCAGUGCGCAGCACGUGUUGAUUCUUUGUCUGAAAGAUCGCGAGAUCGGCCGAGAUCACGGCGUUGUUGACGCUUGUGUCCUGUACGCUUGUAACCAACUCGUGCGUUGCGACUCGAAUGCGCGACGACGACAGCGCGAGAAUCAAGGAACGAAUGUCGAGAAAGAGGGAGAGAGAGAGAAAGAGAAAGUGAGCGGGACGACGAUCGACAAGCGUCAACUGGUGCUUCGUGUAUAAUUUGUGUGAUUGUGCUGAACGUAAAUUCGCUCACGCAGAUCACGGAACACAGGCAGCUUGGUUGCUGAAGCGCUUUGAACGAUCGGAGACUCGAGACCACGUCCGACGUCCGCACCGUCUCGUGAGAUCUCGAGAAACGUGCAACAUCGAGGUGCACGGCGGAAUCAUCGCGGGCUUGCCGCUUUCCAAUAUCAUUUAUUCUGACUUCUGGACGGCCAAACAGUAUCAGGUCAAAAACAUUUUUGAUCACUGCUUUUCAAAGGAUAAUUCGUAACGCCGUCCAUCUGAAGGCUCUAGUUGGGGCACGAGAAUAUUAGCCACGGACGGAUAGUUGGUCACACAGUAGCAAAUUUAUAAGAAGAAUGCAGUGGAUAUAUGUUUAAGCAAACAUUAAGAUGUCAAGUGAUAGUGAUCAUACUUAUCCAGUAAACAAGCGUAAAAAACUCAUCAUAACUGACAGUGACAACAGUGAUGAGUCUAUCAUUGUACAAACUCGAAGGAGAAAAAAGAUACAUAGAGUUGUUAGUGAGGAGGAAAGUAGUGAUGAUAGUGAUGUACCUAAACCUGUGAUUAGACGACAAAAAAAAUAUAGAGUUAUUAGUGAGGAUGAAUCUAAAUAUGAUAGUAGUGCAUCAGAAGCAAAUAAAUCCACUCAAAUUGAUACAAAUACAAACAGCAAUACAUCCGAAUGGCACAGUGAUUGGUCUAGUUCUGACGAAGUACAUAAGAAAUCCAAAAGAUAUAACACUAAACGCAAGGUUUUAUCUAGUUAUGAUGGUAGCUCCUCAGAGGCAAAUGCAUCCACUCAGAUUGAUAAUAACAGCGAUACAUCUUCCGAAUGGCAAAAUGACUGGACUAGUUCCGAUGAGUUUGAUAAAGACAUUAAAUAUAAUUCUAAACGCAAAGUUUUAUCUAAAACAAAGAAAAAGACAGAUAAAUCUGUAUCUUCACCGGCUAAUGUUGAUAUAGAUUCUGAUAAUAGUGAUGGACAAUUAGAAAAGUGUCCCAUAUGUCUACUGCCAUUUAGAAAACAACAAGUUGGUACACCAUCUGCCUGUGAACACUGCUUCUGUUUAGAGUGUUUACUGGAAUGGAGUAAGAAUAUUAAUACUUGUCCUGUGGACCGCCAAAUCUUUACUAUUAUACACGUUAGAAAUCAUCUUGGCGGCAAGGUUAUAAAACACUUGCCAGUAGAAGUUGUGCCACGUCCUGAAGAUCAAGUGCAAGAUGAUCCAACAUUUUGUGAAGUAUGUCACCUAAGUGACAGGGAAGAUCGAAUGUUACUUUGCGAUGGUUGUGAUUGUGGUUACCAUCUGGAAUGUCUAACACCUCCGAUGACUGAAGUUCCCAUGGAAGAAUGGUUUUGUCCAGAAUGUUCUCAAAAUAGUCAAAAUGAUGCAGAAGCGAUUGAAAUUGACUUGGAUGAGAUCUCAGAUCUUAUGGAGGAAGCACGGCAUCUUGGUGUAUCGUACGGUCGUAGCCGUACCGGAACAACGCCAGAGAACGGAGCGUUGAUUCCUAGAAUUGUACCUCGCACUCGCCAUACAGAACGCGUACGUGCUAACAUUCGUAAUCGUACUGUGCGCAACACUAUAACAAAUAUCCGAUUUAUCGAUCCGAAUCAGCCGUCUACGUCGUCUGGUCUCGAUUCGAUCGGUGAUAAUAGUCAUUCUCCAAAUGCUAAUUUUCGUGCGUGCGGACGCAAUACUUCGUCCACUCGCUCAAAUAGAACAUCUAAGACUAAAACGACAAAGAAAAAGAGAAAGAAACGCGAGACAAAGAGCUCAGCGAGAAAGAACAGUACUGUGGUUCGAGAAGUGAGAAUUAGAGAGAUCAACGAUAAUGGCGAAGAGGAGGAGAUUGUGACGUACGUCAAAGUAGCAUCGUCCACAUCGAGGAGGAAGUGUAAGAAAAGAACAAAGAAAACGCGCAAGAGGAGAAAAAGCAAACGACAUGCACGCACUGUAUCAUCCGUGUUGGCCGACACGCGAACGGUAAAAAAGAGAUUAGCCACUGCACUGGGUAUGAAUAAGCCAAAGUUAGACGUCCCGUUGCUUGUACCUACUAUGAAGAAUAAUAUCUCGAUAUCUGAGAAAAGCGCUCUCAAGACUGCCAGAUACAACGCCGGUAUACCUCGAGUCAGUCUCUUCGGAGACAAUCUGGGGCUGGACUACAGCCCGCCGGUGUCGGAGGAUGAUGAUGAUGAAUACUCUAUCGGAAGCGGUCCGUUGAUCGUGAACGUACAACGACGCUCGGCUGUACCGUCGAUCAGACGUCGUGCCGUUCUAAAGACAAUCGCCAGUUCAGUGAACGAAGCAGAAAACAGGGGUAUGCCGAAUAUUCUAGAUAGUAUAAUUAACAGCCAGGAGCUGUGGCAUUCUACCAAGAAGAAUAAUAUCACCUUGAUGGCCGACGGCACAUUGCUAAUGAACAAUCCUGAGAAGGAGAACAAGCACAGCGUUAACAAUAACGAAAGUCCAAAGAAAGAGAAGGAGGAGGUGGUGACGCAGCGCAAGGAAGUGCUGCUGAAGGAGGUCGAAACGCCGUUGGAUCUGACCAACGUGAAUCCCAACAAUAUCACGCAAGCCCCGAUGUACAACAAUCCGUGCGGCGGUGGGAAUCGGGGUAAUUUCCGCGGUGGCUACCGCGACAACGGUCGUCAUGGUCAUCACGGCGGCCAAAGCUAUGGAGGCGGUCGGGAUUCCUUGCCACCGGGCGGUGGUAGACACGGCUAUGGCAGUGGCAGCGGCAAUACCGGACCGAGGGACAGCUUCGGCAACCGCGACUUCGGCCCGCCGCCGUUUUACAAUCCGAGCUUCGAGCACUGCGGUGGUCCGCCCAUGUUCAGCGGUACGCCGCCGCCUCCUUUUCGAAGUCGCAACCCUCAGCACUUCCGUAACGAACGAUUGCGAUUCCCGCCGCCGAUUGAGCGGCCGUUCAACAAUUACACGAGCGACGGUUUCGAGCGACCGCCCUUUCCGCAUGCUCAAGAUCAGCGCUUUCCUAGGCCCAGACUGCCACCGCCUUUGGGAAUACCGCCGCCGCCUCCUUCUGCUCCGUCCGUACCACCUGCAAAUCCAACGGCGGAUCCUCUGAGUACGCAGUCGGCGUCGGCGUCGGCGUCUGCGUCGGCGCAUGUGCGCAACAGUCUACCUGCUGGCUUACCGGAAAUGGAUGUAACGCGGAAUUAUCAGUCAGAACGUAGUGAACGCGCGAGUUCGUGUAUCCCACCCGAGCCUGUGUCUGCGCCCAUGGACACCAGACAGGAGAAUAAUGACGAUUGCGAUAUUUAUUGCGAUAUCGAGCCGCCGUCCAAAUCCGACGUCCAAGAGGAGCAGCACCAUGGCAACGGUGCGAUGAUUCUACUACCGCCACCGGAGCCCCCGUCUAGUUUACUGGACUUCGAAGAGAACUCGCGAAGCGACAAGGAUAACGAUAGCGAGCAGGAGCUGGUGAUUGACGACAGCCACAAGGAGGAUCACACACCGAAGAAUCUGACGCCGAGCGGCGACAAGUACGACCCGUUCGCAGCCGACAGCGACAGCAACGAUGACAACAACGCUGCGAGCUCGGAGAAGACGCUGCUUGAGAAAAUGACGGAGGUGCCUCAGAAUAACAUGGACAGUUGUAACAUACCUAUGCCGAUCGCGCCGCCGCCGAUGAUGUCUACACCGACGAGCGGUCCCUCGAUGCCCACCGGAAGUGCUGCGUCUGAGAACAGAGAACGGCCGCAGGAACCUUCCAUCCGUCUGACCGCGUACGACGAUGACGAUGGCGAUAACGAAUCGCAGUCGGAUUGUCCGAACUUCUCUGUCUACUCGUCGCAAACCAUGGACGUGGCCAGACACACAGAGCAAGAGCUGUCGCAGCAGCUGGGUCCUCUGCAGCCGCCACCGUUGCCACCGAGCAUGCCCGAUGACGACGACAUUAUCGUGGGCGAUGUGCAGGCGUGCGACCUACCCGAUAUGCCGGAGCCGGCCAACCCCUAUCUGGAGGCACUGCAGAAGGAGCGACAAAUCUUGAGCAAAAUACCACCCAAGAAGAUCUCGCACGACUCGCACCGCGGUAAGAUCACCUUCAAGAUCGGCAACAAACUGCGACUCAACAAUAGACUAAGCGGCUUGCAUGACGAUCAGAGCGUGAACCCGCAGAAUCAUCAAUUGACGUCGACGGACGUGGCCGGUAGCAAGGCAGCGUCGCAGAAAGUCGACAGGUCGAAGCAACAUUUCCACGAUCAAUUUGUGAAGCGUGACACGAAGAAAGCGGCGUCGUCGCUGGACGACGAGUCGCAGGAUAAGAAUGCAGACAAGAGCGUCGUCGGCCCGUCGAAACUGGCAGGAGAAUCCACGGGCAGCAGACCAUCGAUAAUUUUGAAUCAGUCCGUAAAGAUGGAUUCGCUAUUCGUGAUCGAAGAAGAUGGGAACACUGUGGCGAAGAUCGCGCCAGGUUUAAAGAAGAGAGAAUCGCCGAGGACUGAUCGGCGCGGGAGUAAAGAAUGUUUGGUGAGUUCGUCGGAUGAGGAAGCUACGAAGGAAGAAGGCGAGAAAUCAGGACGUGCCGACGCGUUAUCCGCCGACAAGCAAGAGGCCGAAGGCAACAAACAAGAAAAAGAAGAAGAAGAAGAAGAGGAAGAAGAAGAAGACGAAGCAUCGUCGCCACCUCGAUCAGCGAUGAGGAACAAGAAUGUCGCGAUUGUGGAGAACGCGACAGGAUCAUCGUCGUCAUCGUCGCCGACGUCUUUAUCUCCGAGGAAGCCGGACAGUAGCGAGUUGGAUAUAGAACAUAGUCCGGAGAAUUUGGACGCUGAUGACGGCAACACGAGCAACAAGGUCGUUUUGAGUCACCGCUCGAACGAUGGUGGGUCGCGAAGCGAGACAAGCUUGCACGACGACUCGCGGGAGCAGGAAUCGAGCAGCGAUGACGAUGACCGUUCGCUGAGCAAUAGACCUGACGGCAAGACGAAUCGCGAUAAAUACGAUAACGAUAGAGUGCUGAGUGACGAUAACGAUAACGAGGAUCUGAACAUCUCGUCGGAUCAGCAGCACGAAAAGACGAGCCCGAGCUACUCGGACGACGAGGUAGAGGAACAGUUUCCGAUAGAGAAGGAUAAACUGGCGGAUAUACCGAUACCAAGUGUCGCUUACCCGAUCGACAACAACUGGGAGUCGGACGGUGCUUAUACGCCCUGCAAGGACGAGUUACCUGUGAAGGAUGAGGAUGGGACGUUGCAUGCUACGUCGUCAUUUGAGGAUGGCGGUUUAGAGCCGAUCACCCCGACAAAGGACAAGGCUAAUGAUGACUUGGACGACUGCAGGACACCGCCGGCGAGCUACGCCGGUCUGGGCACCGAAGAUAUCUCCGAGACCGACGAAGCGAUCAACUUCGAGGAGGAGCUGUUGAACUUGGCUGCGUUGCGUAAGGAGAAGGAGAUGGAGGACGGUGAGAUACUGGACGAGAGCAAGUUGAACGCGAAGGAACAGCGGGAGAAGUCGAGGGAGAAGGAAGACGAUACUAAGAGAAGAAAGAAGAAGGACAAAAAGGAGAAGAGCAAGGAGAAUACGGAGAAGAACAAGGAGAACAUUUCGUCGGACAAUCUGGUCUCGUGGAAGAAGAUCUCGAAGAGCACGAAGGAAAGGCAAUAUCGGGACAAAGACAGGAGGUCCAAGUCGCGAGAGAAGGAGAAAGGAGAACGGGACAAGGACAAAGAUAAGUCUUCCAAGAAAAAGGUCAAAGAAGUGAGCAAGAAGAAGGAGAAGCGAAAAGAGCUGCCGCGGUACGACGUAAGAAAGAUCGUGGCCGAGAAACCUCGACCGAGGAAAGACGAAUAUGGCAGGGACAUCAGAGAAAAGUCGCGCAGCAGAUCGAGGAGCCGCUCGUCGGGCAAGGUCUCCGGGUCGAAGGACCGCAGAAGUCGGUCAUACUCGAAGGGACGAACCAGAAGCAGAUCCCGUGUGCGAUUGUCCUGGUCGAGAGAUCGCCGGUCGUAUUCGAAGUCGUGCCGGUCGAUUUCGCGCAAUAGACGCUCGACCUCCCGCAACAGACGCAAGUCAUCGCGCAGGAGAUCCAUGUCGCGUAAACGUUCCUUGUCCAGACGACACUCAGUGACGCGUCGAAGGUCGCGCUCGUUAUCGCGCAAGAGAAGAUCAUCGUUGUCGCCUAGGCGACGCUCCAGGCGGUCGUUGUCGCGAUCGCGCGACAAGCGGAAGGACAAGACGAAGAAGUACAAGUCGCGCAGUCGUUCGAGGAACCGCAAGCGGUCGCGCAGCAAGUCGCCGAAGAGGACGACGUCGAAGUCGCGCGAGAAGAAGCACAGCAAGAGGAAGCCGCACAGUAGGUCGCGCUCGAAGGGCGGUAGAUCCUGCUCGCGAGAUCGGGAUCGCAACGCGAGGAACUGGGAGCAGCUGAACGAGAAGAGCGUGGAGCAACAUCCCACCGUGGAGCAGCGGGAAUUCCCUCGCGAGCGAGAAGCGCGUUCUUGGAGCGCGCAGUGGACACCGUCCUGGUCGCAUUCACGAUCAAAGACGCCGGCGCACAUGCAGCAGGAGCAGCUUGGCUCCCGCAAUUGGUCGCCACCGCCGGUGUUGGACAGCGUGUCGCCGAAGAACCUGACCGUCAUCCUGACCAACAAGGAGGCGAUCAAGAAGAAGAAGAAGGAGCGCAGAAAAGAGAGCCGGAAAUCCAAGUCGGAGAGCGAGAAACGUCGGAAGGGCAAGCGGAAUAGGACGCCGCCUCCUUCGAAAGAGGUAUUUGCCAGUGGGGACAACAUCCUGGUGAGCGUGUGCUUCAACAAGGACAACGAGACGAACCCGACGGCCAUGCCGGAGCUGCAGGAGACUAUACCGUGCGCGCCGCCGAUAAAACGCCGACGAAGGGACUCUGUGCAGACUGUGGAGACGGCGCCUCCGAAGCGCUCGAAGAAAGAGAAAACGAAAGACAAACGAUCGAAAUCGCCGAAGGUGAAGAAGGAUAAGAAAAAGAAGUCUAAGGCGGCGGAGAUCGCGGCAACGAAGAAGCCCGUGGCCGUGAUUGACUUGGACCAGUCACCGUUCCGCGAACAGACCCCGUCACCGCGUGACGUAAUCGUACUGAGCGACGACGACGACAAGCAGGCACAGGAAGUCGCCACGCCGGAACAAUGCCCUCCGUCACAGGUGGUGUCGCCGCCGCGCGAACAGUUCGUUUCGCAGGGACCGAAAACGCCGCCCGAACCGCAGAUCAAGUUCUCCAUUAAUAAGCAGCCGAGCAACUUGCGACCGUCCCUGAUCAACCCACUGCUAGAGGAGGAGGAGGAAGAGGAAGAGAUGGAGGAAGAAGAGAUGAUGGACGAGCGAGCGGAGGAGGAGUUGGAGAUGCGUGCACAGGAAGAGCUGGAGCUACGUCUGAAGAUUGGCCCUAACACACCCCCGGAGCCGCCGACUUCACCGUUGAGCUCGUCGGAUGUUUAUGAUCCCUUCGACCCGACCAAGUCCCGUUCGCCGACUCCGGACGCCAGUCAAGAGGCCACACCGAACGACGAGCAUGAUCGUGCGCAGCGCAACUCGCCCAGGAAACACGACACGGCGGAUACACCGUUACCGGACGAGCCGAGCCAAUCUGGACAGGAUCAGCCCAGCCAAGAGAAACCGCCAGAGAAACCAAAGAUAAUAUCGAUGGUGACUAUUAAGAGAGCGUCACCCCAGAGGGAUACCGCGUCUCCCGCGCCGGAGAAUCAGACCGACAUAGCGCAAUCGUGUAGUAGUCCGCCCAAGACUCAACAGAAUCAGCAGAACGUGCAAUCUACUGCCAAUCCGUUCGCCACUAUCAAUCCCGUGUUGGCUACUGUGGCGGCCGCGGUGCAGAGAAGCGCUGUCUUCAACGCCAGCACUCCCAACACCACGCAAAGGACGCUACUUCAGUCUAACCGCACCUCGCCGAGCAAUCAGAUCAAGCAACGCACAAACGACAGGCCGCAGCUUCCUAACAUAUUUACAAAUUCCACGAAAACCACAAUGGCGCGAUCUUCCAAGUCCACUCAGGGUAAAAACAGCUCGACGAUAGGACAGAAUGGGAGCGACGCCGCUGCGGAUAUAACGAACGACAACGUCGACAUGUCGUCGCCAUAUUCGCCAGGUUCAACAUUAAGCGACGGUCUCUUCGAUCCUCCUAGUCCUGUCAAUUUCAACAGCUCACCCGUUGUAAACGCACCGCCUGCCACUACCAAGACUAGCAGCACGCCGAAGGUCAAUAAGAGUGCGGAAAAGAAGGACGCGUUCGACGCUUUGUUCGGUGCGGUAUUGCCGCCUGUUAAGGCUGCAACCAAGAACCGAAGUAAAAAGACUAAGGAAAAAACGAAAAAGUCUACCAACCCUAAAGUUGGCGUACGUAUGGAUGAGAACCAGCUUCAAAUCCUGGACGAUCUUCCUAGUUCUGCCGUAGAAAUGCAAGUUAAAGACAAGUUCCUUAAGAAAUUAAAUCGGCAAGAGAGAGUUGUGGAAGAAGUCAAAUUAGUUCUCAAACCCCAUUACACCAAAAAGCACGUUACGAAGGAGGAGUACAAGGAUAUCAUGCGCAAAGCUGUACCUAAGAUAUGCCAUAACAAGACAGGUGAGAUCAAUCCCAAGAAGAUAGCGCAUCUUAUAGAAGCAUAUGUGAGAAAGUGUCGAAACAAUAAGAAGAAGACUUCUUCCGCUAAAAUAUCAAAACCUGCGAAGACUCUAUGGAGUUGAUCACGUGUCAGCAAUCCUAGCGCAUUAGAAAUUCCUCCGACAUUAGGCCUCUCCUUAGACCACAUAUAAAAUACAUUCUAUCUUCUUCUGGAUGGUAAGUGAAUCAAGCGUUUUUAUCGCAACAUCUUCAUCGAUACAGUACCGAAAAAAGCCGAGUGUGUACAUAUACAUAAGUAAUAAAUAAUUGGUAAGAAUAUAAUAUUUUUUAUUUAUCUAUGUAAUUGUUUACACGUAAAACAUAAUUAAAUGAUAUUAAUCAACAUACACGUUCAUGCGUAUAUAAUUUGUACACGCAUGUGCGAAGGCGCUCAACGAUGUACGGCCUUGGCUCCGUUGUGCGUAAAAUAUACGGGCGUACAUUAUUGCGGUGCCUCGUCGAACAUGGACAUGGGUUUAGAUUGCAAUCGACCCAAUUUUACGAUAUAUUUAGGAAAUAUUGGGUUCGACAUGUUCAUAGAAAUUUUUGCCAAUUGCUCGAAGUCGUAGUACUUUCAUAGUUGGACGUAACUUUGUUCAGUAGUGUAUUCAUCGGUUUCUUUUUUUUUUUUUUUUUUUCGAUAAUAGGCAAAUAAUAAUUAUUAUUAUAUUAUGGAAAAAACGAAAAGAUCAGAUUGUGUCCGACUAUGAAAUUAUCGAUUUCGAGUUUUUCUUAAAAAUUUCUACAAACUUCUCGAACGAUCCAAUAUAUUAUUGUACGAUAAAAAAUAUUGAGUGUGUGUGCUCUUGUAGUUGGAGCAAAAGAAAACCGAAUGAGAGGACGCUCAAGUAAUUUGAAUUAUUAACAGAAGAAAGGAAAUAGGUCGCACUAAUAAUCUGCGCUGUAAAAUUGAUAGAUUUUUAAUCUUAUUGUUAUAUAAGCAAAAGUGGCCUCCACGUGGAAAUCAUUUUUUAUAUGAUUUUCAUUCUCAUCGCAACAAGAUAUGCGGAAACUUACUUUAAGAAAAACGAAUAAUUUUGCGAAUCACAAUGCACACAAAUUUUCUAUUACCGUUAGCAGAUUCAGAUGUAAAUAAAAUGCAACAUGUAUAAAAUUUCCGGACAUUCUGUGCACGAGGUGAAGUCAAUUUAGUUGCGUUGUAUAUGCGUGUUUAUUUUAGCUUCGUGUUUAUGCAUCCGAUAUACCGCCACCUAUUAAAAAGCAACAAAAAAUGUUUUUGUGGUACGUUUCGACACUCGAUUGCAGAAAGUCAAUUUUUGUUUAUAAUCCGUUUAUAAUCCGUAAUUUUAUGUAAAAAAAAAAAAAGAAAGAACGUUGCUUUGUGAAUCCCGUGAUCAAUAUUUACGUCUUGUGUUUUAACAUUAAAUGCGACUGCAUGAUUUACAGUUAUUAUAUAUUUAAUAUGAUCUUGUUAACCAGAUAUGUGUGGAAUUAAACGGCCACGUUAAGAAGGAUACGCAAGGACAUGAAUUUGUGUGUUACUUGCAAGAGGAUAAAAAAAUGACGCAUCAUGGGAACAGGGAAUCUCAUUUAAAAACAAAAAAAAAAUUUGAUGUAUUAAAUUGUGAGAAAUGUAUAACACAUUAAAAUACAAAGAUGUAAUCGUGAUCAUGAGAAUUACACUAGUAGUAAUAAAAAAAAAUUAUGAUAUAUAAUACAGCUACAACUUUUGCAUACCAUAAAAGAAUGUUAACGCAACGCAAUAUGUUCGUUUUAAAUAUUAAUACAGAUAUUUCUUCAACGUGCUGUAAUAAUUGAUGUCGAAACAAUAAAGUUUGUCAUCUAAGAUAUUGUUUCACAUUUUUAACAGUUAAAGGAAUAACUGUAUUUAAUAGCGGAAACGAAUAUGCUGUGGAAAUGUUAAUUUUUUAGAAUAUCAUUGUUACAUAUAUAUUUAACGCUGCAAUACGAAAUUCUGUUAGAUAUUUUACGACCAGAUUAUACGCUCACACCAUAUGAGAUACAUUACAUGGAUAGGUUUUGUACUUUUUAUGUGUAAUAACAGAAGUUAUAUCUGUUUUGAAACAUAUAAGAUACACACAUGCGUUUCAAAGAGAAAUAAAUAACUUAACUUAUAUGUAUCAAAGUGUAACACUGACUGUGGCGACUUGGAAGAAUAAUAUAUGGCGGUUCGUAUCAUAGAAUGUUCAACAAUGAUGUUAAAACCGUGUCCUUCAGCACAUUGAAGAAGGUCAUUAAUUCUUGUGUGCAUUAAUCCUCUUUUGUACUAAAUAGUGAUGUACAUAAACAAACGAAGAAUAAAGAGUUUAAUAUUAUCGAA